Messenger RNA from Gambusia affinis (western mosquitofish), 5501 nucleotides. RefSeq names its product atrial natriuretic peptide receptor 1-like. NCBI's taxonomy places the organism in Eukaryota, Metazoa, Chordata, Actinopteri, Cyprinodontiformes, Poeciliidae. Gene Ontology annotation, cellular component: membrane. Gene Ontology annotation, molecular function: peptide receptor activity; guanylate cyclase activity; ATP binding. The record is from RefSeq and is a predicted model, not a curated record. The coding region runs from base 1328 to 4627 and encodes 1099 amino acids. The transcript is spliced from 21 exons. Gene Ontology annotation, biological process: cGMP biosynthetic process; intracellular signal transduction; receptor guanylyl cyclase signaling pathway.
AGUUGUACGUUUUAGCAGCAGGAUGCUAAACAGUGACCAGUCCACCAUUUUGGCUGUGAAGUUACGACCCAGGCCCGUUCUGUCCCAACCCUGAACCCUGAACCCUGAUGUGACUUUGACUGAGCCACACUUCAUAGGGGCCGCAGGGCGCUGAGCAUUGGGACAGGGCCUUAAUCCUCUGCUGGAUCAGCAGGGGUUAAUAUCAGAUUAUAGCCACCAUGCUAAUUUUUCUGAAGAAGCUCCACCUCUCCAGGAAGCGCCACCAGCAGCCAUCUUUAACCAGACCUCCCACAGAGGAACACCGCCGUUAGACACACACAGAAACACGCUCAGUAGUUCGCCUGACCUGCUGCCUCCCUGCAGCUGCUGCAUCAGAACCACCUCAGGCCCGAUUCAGCAGAACCUUCUGCUGUUGGGAAUCCAAACAGGUUCUGGAAGUUCAGAAAAUGGACUUAUUUUGAAACCGCUUCCUUCCUGUGGUUAAGAAAUAAACUUCAGUACUCCUCUUCCUUAUCUGAGGAAGGAUGAAGCUCCUUCUGUCUGCCUGCAACCAGGACCAGGUUCUGGUUCCAACUGGGUUCAGCUUCCUGGGAGGAGGAAGUGAUGUGGUGGUGACUUCCUGCCUGUGCAGCCAAUCAGCUGAUCUUCACUGGCACACAGACAGGAAGUGACAUCAUGCAAAUCAGCUGGUGUGUCCAGGUCUACUUCCUGGGGCUGAGGUUCUGAUCCGGUCAAAGUUCGGCUGGCCGAGACCUGGUUCUGCAUUCGGAACCGGCCCGACCUGGGAGUAACUUCAGAAACUCGAGGUCCGACCGAACCGGCACAUGGAGCAGGAGGAACCAUCCGGGUCAGAAAAAUCCUGAUUCCUGAGGUUUUCAUGUUGGUCUUCAUUGUUCAAAAGUUUUGAAAAGUUCUGCAGGAUCCGUCCAUCCUCUGGUCCUGCUGCUGUGUUCCUGGUUCUGCCCAGCAGGGGGAGCUCUUCCUCCCCCAUGGAGGUCAGGGCAGCAGCUGCUGAUCCGCCCUUCCGGAGUCAUCGACUCCCCUCCUUCUCUCUCUCUCAAGCCUCCUCCCUUCGGUCAGUCCAGCAGCUUUUCCUCCUCCGGCACCAGCUCCUCCAUCUGCUCCCUCCGCCUGUGGCCGUGCGCGGACCGCACCGCUGAGGAGCCCCGGUGUCUGACCAGUGAACUCACCUGAGAAAGACGGAAGUUUCCUGCAGGAUCUUCUCUGGAUACUUUGUCAGUUUUUCUGUUGAUCACGAUGAAAAGAGCCGAGAGCAGCUCAGGUUCUGAUUGACCCGAUCUGAACCAAGACGACCCAAUACACAGAAAUGUUCUGGAGGAAGGAGGCAGGGACUCUUCUGAUGGUUCUGCUGGUUCUGUUGGACCUGUCCGGCGGGCGUGAGCCUGGGCGGCCCGGGUUGAGGCGGCGCCACGCCAGGGACCAGGAGAGACGGCGCCCGAGGCAGAACAUCACACUGGCGGUUAUCCUCCCUCAGAACGCCCGGUACCCCUGGGCCUGGCCUCGGGUUGGACCCGCCGUGGAGCGGGCCGUCAGAACCAUCAACUCUGACCCGACCCUGCUGCCCGACCACCGCCUCAGCUACGUCUUCAACAGCAGUGAGGACAGGAACGGGAUCUGCUCCGAGUCAGUGGCUUCGCUGGCGGCGGUGGACUUGAAGCUGGCCCGCGACCCGUGGGCGUUCAUCGGCCCCGGCUGCUCCUACGCCGCUGCGCCGGUCGGCCUGUUCACCGCCCACUGGGACGUGCCCAUGAUCACGGCGGGAGCCAUGGCCGUGGCGUUCUACAACGGCGUAUACCCCUCAAUCACCAACACGGGCCCCACCCACAAGAAGCUGGGCCGGUUCGGCCUGCAGGUCUGCCUGGAGUCCGAGUGGAGGGAACACGUGGCGCUGGUGUUCAGCGACCACAAGUAUGACGACCGGCCAUGCUACUUCGCCAUCGAGGGUUUGUAUGAGGAGCUGAAGGCGUCCAACAUCAGCACCCAUCACAGCGUGUUCGAGGAGAAAGAGAUCGACUUCGCGCAGAUCCUCGCCGACAUCCAGAACAGCGGCCGCGUGAUGUUCGUCUGCUGCUCCGCUGACGUCUUCAGGAAGCUGCUGGUCCACUUCUGGCGGGCCGACCUUCCUCACCAAGAGUACGUCUUCCUCUUCAUCGACCUGUUCGCCGACAGCCUGAGAUCCGGAAGCCGGUCGCCGUGGCAACGAGGCGACGAAGACGAUGCUGCAGCCAAGGAGGCCUUCCAGGUUGUGAAGUUUCUGACCUAUCAGGAGCCUCAGAGCUCCGCCUACCAGCAGUUUGUCUCCAACCUCAAGAUGGAUGCCAGGAACUGGUUUAACUACAGCAUGGACGACUCUCUGAUGAACAUCAUCGCCGCAGGGUUUUAUGACGGCCUCAUGAUUUACGCCCGCGCUCUGAAUGAAACUAUGGCGGCUUCAGGGGCCAGACCGCCGGGGAGAAACAUCACCGCCAAGAUGUGGAACCGAACCUUUACUGGUGUGGCAGGUCCGGUCCAGUUGGACGUAAACGGGGACCGGGAGAUGGACUACGCCCUGUGGGACUGGGACUCCAACCGCAGCGCCUACCGGGUGGUUCUGACCUACCGCAGCUCAGAGCAGAACCUGACCAAGGUACCCGGGUCGGCCCGGUUCUGGCUGGGCGGAACCAGGCCUCUGGACGUUCCCUUCUGCGGCCUGAAGAGCGACAACCCAAAGUGCCUCACAAGAACCAUCACCGUCCACCAGAUGGCAUCCAUCCUGGUCUGCUUCCUCAUCACCAUGACGACCGCUGUGGCCAUCUUCAUCUACAGGAGGCUGAGGCUGGAGCGGGAGCUGGCGGCUCAGCUAUGGCGAAUCUCAUGGGAAGAUCUGCACAUGAGCAGCAUGGAGAAGGUUCUGCGGAGCGGCAGCCGGGUCACCCUGUCUCUGAGAGGCUCCAACUACGGAUCUCUGAUGACCGGAGACGGAAACCUGCAGGUGUUCGCCAAGACUGGCUACUGCAAGGGGAACAUCGUGGCAAUCAAAUACUCCAACAGGAAGCGGAUUGAGCUGAACAGGAAGGUUCUUUUUGAACUUAAACAUAUGAGAGACGUCCAAAAUGAACACCUGACCCGGUUCAUCGGGGCGUGCAUCGACCCACCGAACAUCUGUAUCGUCACCGAGUACUGUCCCAGAGGCAGCCUGCAGGACAUCCUGGAGAACGACAGCAUAAACCUGGACUGGAUGUUCAAGUAUUCGCUCAUCAACGACAUUGUGAAAGGAAUGGUUUUCCUUCACAACAGUGUCAUCGUCUCUCACGGUAAACUCAAGUCGUCUAACUGUGUCGUGGACAAACGCUUUGUCCUCAAGAUCACCGAUUAUGGCCUGACCAGCUUCCGAUCUGACCCGGACUGCGGCAGCGAUGCUCACGCCUACUACGCCCACAAGCUGUGGGUGGCUCCAGAGCUGCUCCGGAUGGAAUCUCCGCCUCCUCAGGGAACGCAGAAAGGAGACGUGUACAGCUUCGGGAUCAUCCUGCAGGAGGGUCCCGCUUCAUUCCGGAUCCAGGCGUCUCCUGAGCAUCCCGAUGUCCCAGCAGAGAUCGUGGACCGGGUGAUUUUGGGUGAGUGGCCCUGCCUGCGACCCACCGUCGACCCGGAGGACCAUCGAGAGAGUCCGAGUCCCAACGAGUCCAAACCCGAGCUGGGCCAGCUGAUGCAGCGCUGCUGGACCGAGGAGCCAACCGAGAGACCCGACUUCAACCACAUCCGGCUGCUGCUGCGCAAGCAUGGCACAGAGUCCAGGAACAACAUCCUGGACAACCUGCUGUCCCGCAUGGAGCAAUACGCCAACAACCUGGAGGAGCUGGUGGAGGAGCGCACCCAGGCCUACCAUGAGGAGAAACGCAAGGCAGAGGCCCUGCUCUACCAGAUACUGCCACAGUGGGCACUAAAGUACUACUACAGUCAACACUGUAGUAGUACCACAGUCAGUACUGACCCAGUUGUUGUUGUCUGCAGCUCGGUGGCAGAGCAGCUGAAGCGCGGAGAGACGGUUCAAGCUGAAGCCUUCGACUCGGUCACAAUCUACUUCAGUGACAUCGUUGGUUUCACCGCCCUGUCUGCAGAAAGCUCCCCCAUGGAGGUCGUGACUCUCCUCAACGAUCUGUACACCUGCUUUGAUGCCAUCAUUGACAACUUUGAUGUUUAUAAGGUGGAGACCAUCGGUGACGCCUACAUGGUGGUCUCUGGACUACCGGUGAGAAACGGGAAGCGGCACGGCCGGGAGAUCGCCCGCAUGGCGCUCGCCCUGCUGGCCGCCGUCCGAACCUUCAGGAUCCGCCACCGGCCGGAGCGGCAGCUGGAGCUGAGGAUCGGGAUUCACAGCGGUCCGGUGUGUGCCGGAGUGGUGGGUCUGAAGAUGCCACGCUACUGCCUGUUCGGCGACACCGUCAACACAUCUUCACGGAUGGAGUCCACCGGGGAAGCGCUGAAGAUUCACGUGUCUGCAGCGACCCGCGACGUCCUGAUGGAGUUCAACUGCUUCCAGCUGGAGCGCCGAGGGUCCGUCGACGUCAAGGGGAAGGGAACCAUGACCACCUAUUGGCUGCUGGGGGAGAGCGGCAGCCAAUGAGGACGCAGCGGUGACAGAGGGAGCGGAGGAUGGUUGUUUCCUGCCGAUGGAGGGUCGGUCUGGUUCUGGUCAAAUCCAGAACUUUAGGAGAACCGGAGUCGGAUGGAUGGAGGAGAAACACCCCCAUCACCCGAAGGAGGAAAACAGACCGAACCAGGACCUUUCUGCAGAGCCUGACCAGGAAUCCAUAUUUCCCUGGCCCAAUUCUGUCUCCUGACCUGGUUUCUAGUUCCAGCAGCAGAUGAUCUUCCUGCUCCCCAUCAGAACCGAGAUUCUGCUGGUUCUGAUGACCCGGUGUUUCUUGAAGAUGGAGCUCUCUGCCACCUCCUGGUGGUCGCACGACAGAAAUGACCUGGGGACGGGCGGCCACAGGGGGCAGCAGAGAGCUAGGAUGGACCGGUUCUGUUCAGGCUUUUAGAACCCACCUGUGUCUCCAUGUAGAACCAGCUACAGAACCAGACCAAAACCUGCUUGGCAGUUAUUCUCCUAAUAUUAGAUGCGUUUCAGACGGGUUCUGACCCAGCAGGUCCGAAAGGUUCCUGUUGUUCCACCUGUUUCAGGAAGUUUAGAAUAAAUUGUAAAAAAAAAGAAUAAAAAUAUAAAGAAAAAUAUAAAAUAGAUCAAAUAAAUUCUUGUGUUGGACUGCAUUGAUCCGGUCCUGUUUGGACCUCCAUAGCCGAGUCAUCUGGUCCAUCAGAACCACCACUCAAAUUCUAACCGGGUCACAGGAAGCUGGACUUUCCACGACCCAAUUUUCAUCCCAGUAGUUUUUCUAGUUUUUCCACAAUCCCAGAGACUGGACCCGAGUUAGAGAACCUGGUUCCAACAGAACCAAUAGAACCGGGUCAGCGAGUUCUACUGAUCCGGUUCCGUA